AAUCCAAAAUGGUGUUCGACAGGCUGAGAGGAAUCGAACGAGAAAAUCUCCCUCUUUCGCGGCAACAAACCGUUGACGACCAGGAAUCUCUAGCACAACAAAAUAUUUUAUCAUCUGUUAAUGGAAAGACACCAAAAGAGCAUCAGAUAGAAAGCACACAAAGACUUGUUGGUUUUGCAAUUGGUACUGGGAGUAUUCUUGCUGCACAGUUUCUGACACAUCCAUUUACAGUCUUCAGGAGACAGUGUCAGGUAAAUCAUGGUGCCAGAAAAUACCACUUAGCACCCUUCACUGUGUUCCAAAUCUUGCUUCGUGUGAGAAGAAGUCAGGGUUAUGGUGCUUUGUGGAAGGGUUGUGGUAGUACCUAUGUUGUGUGUGCUGUCAAUUUCUUUGGUGAAGCAGCAGUGAGCAGCCUUACUCAUCUACCUUAUGAAAAACCAGAGAGAACUAGUUCAUACAAAGAUGUUGGAGGCCAUCUUCUUUUGAAAGGAUUAAGUUUGGCUCUUAGCAUGCCAGUGGCAGCAGCAAGCUUAACAGAAACAGUCAAGAGUGACCUCACCCGUUACCAAGACAAUAUGUUUGACAGUUUAAAAGACUGGAUGUACCGCAUUGUAGGCUGGGAUAGAUCAUCAGGUCGUCAUGGUCGCCUCCUCCCCAUGUGGACCCUGGUGCUUCCCACAGUUCUUCACGGCCUGCUUACCUAUGUCUUGGGUACAUUGAUUCAACACUUGGUAUUGAUAAAACUGAAGGGCAGGGGCAUCCACAAGUCACCCGACACAGACCCUACAUCAUCAGAUGAGGAACUGCCAGGCCCUACUGAUAUGACUCAUACUUAUUACCCAGAACUUGUGGCCAAUUUUUUAGCAUUUUUUAUCCCUGAGUUUUUGUUGUAUCCUUUGGAGACGGUUCUUAACCAACUGUAUGUCCAAGGCACUCGGACCAUCAUUGACAAUCUUGAUACUGGUACUGGUGUGGUGCCACUAUGUACAAACUAUGAUGGUAUGUUGGACUGUUUCCGCUCCAUCUGGCGGGAUGAAGGUCUUGGGGGUUUUUACAAAGGCUUCGGUGCACUGUUGAUUCAGCUGUUUAUUCACUGGCUCAUCCUAAAGCUGACUCAGUUUGUGUAUAAGGAAAUUUCACAGGAUUUUAAAGGCAAAUAAUUCAUUGCUUGUGUGUCUUAAGAAAUGAAGAUCUUAAUUAACAAUAUCUUAAUAUUGGGGUCAUUCUUUGUACA
Molecule: messenger RNA, 1234 nt
Organism: Pocillopora verrucosa
Lineage: Eukaryota; Metazoa; Cnidaria; Anthozoa; Scleractinia; Pocilloporidae
Product: mitochondrial outer membrane protein SLC25A46
Biological process (GO): mitochondrial fission; mitochondrial membrane fission
Cellular component (GO): mitochondrial outer membrane
Source: RefSeq, a predicted model, not a curated record